AUGGCUUAUGAAUUUCCAAAAGCCGAUGCAUUGCAAUGCAUCCCCGAAUUUAAUGGGUCUAAGGACGAGCUAGAGGCGUUCCUCUACCACGUUCAACAUUUCGCAGACGAGAUUCCCGAGAAUGAACCCCAGACUGCAUUAAUAUAUGUAGUUUUAUUAAAAUUAAAAGGCAAGGCUGCAGCAGCAUUGCCACGAAUUAGGGCAGUAACCUGGCCAGCAGUCAAGCGAAAUCUGAUAAAAGAAUUCGGGACUGUGCAGGCGAUAGAAGUUGUGAUAAAGCAAAUUGAGACGUUACGACAGGAGCCAAACGAAGAAUUUAACUCAUACAAAAGACGCGCUUCAGAUAUAAAAGAGUUAUUAGAUGUAUAUGAAGACGGUGGAGGUAACUCCGCCAUGGAAAAAAGUCUCCGAUUGCACUUCAUAGGAGGUUUAAGAAAUAAUCACUUGAAACAGAUGGCCCGUGGCAAGCGAAAUUUGAGCUUGGAUGGACUUAUAGAAUUUUUAGAAGAACAGUGCGAGGAAUGUGAGCAGCUCGCUGACAUAGAAAACAGAAUGCGUGGUCUCGAUUUACUCGAGCGGCAGCAAGGCGCGCAAGGAAGACGGUGGCCAUCUAGCCCGCCGAACAAUAACGCUCGCCAAAGAGAAAAUUCGAAUGGUAAUAGACCUUAUCAAAACAAUUUCAAUAGCCAGAACAAUAACAAUCAACGGCGAGACAAUAAUUUUCGCCGCGAAAAUGAUCAAGGGGCUAAUUACGCAACAAAUGCUCGCGAUAACGGUGGGCGACAAAAUUUUGAAAAUAAUGAGCGUUAUUGGAGACAAAAUUCAGAAAAUUAUCCAGGACCGCCACCGGCAAAUAGAAAUAACAGAAAUCAAAAUAGGGACAGCCCGAGGUAUGACAAUUACGACCAAAAUAAUCAGAGAAACAACAACUAUUCUCGAGAAAAUCAAAGACAAAAUAAUGGGUGGAACCGCAACACACGCGGGUCGCCACCAUGGAACGGGAUAGUUAACAAUCGCGCGUCACAGGAUUGGCGAUACGAGCCAGGGUACGCAUUAAAUCGGGAACAUAAUAAUAGCAACAAUGUGAAUGGUCCCAGAGCAGGAACAUCUGGUAGCAAUAAUUACCAUACUAACAGUCACGGCUACAAUGGCGGUUAUAAUCAGUCGGGCCAAUAUUAUAAUCAACACCAGCAACCAAAAAACUGA
Messenger RNA from Wyeomyia smithii (pitcher-plant mosquito), 1206 nucleotides. Its product is annotated as probable serine/threonine-protein kinase dyrk1. The transcript has a single exon. The coding region runs from base 1 to 1206 and encodes 401 amino acids. The record is from RefSeq and is a predicted model, not a curated record. NCBI's taxonomy places the organism in Eukaryota, Metazoa, Arthropoda, Insecta, Diptera, Culicidae.